Molecule: messenger RNA, 477 nt
Organism: Protopolystoma xenopodis
Lineage: Eukaryota; Metazoa; Platyhelminthes; Monogenea; Polystomatidea; Polystomatidae
Source: the annotation of a GenBank genome assembly
AUGCAAUCGCGUCAGUUAUUUUCGUUAAUCGACUUCUAUCGAAGCCGCAACAUAACAGUUUUUCUUGUCCUCUGCCAUCUGCCUAGCGUGCAGAACUUGAUUAACACAUUAUCAACUCAAAUGGCGUCCAGACGUGCAUCCAAGCCCAACCCCUCUAAUUGUAUGGCCAUAGUCGCUAAACCUUCAACCACUGACCUCUCAGUCAAUGAGUUGCAUCCUCUUCCCGUCUCUCAGGAAACAAGACCUCUCCAUUCAAUUGGCCGUUCCUCAUUGAAGUCCUUCCUUCGGUCAUCUUCGGCCUCAAGAUCUCCGAAUUUGAGUCCAAAGGCCCGGCGUCGGUCUUGCAUUGUUCCCACGCUGGAGUCUCCAAAUCCACCCUACUUCAAAGAGUUCGUCUUCCUCUCCAUCCACGACGCAGUACUUGCUGCUAAACACCAUCAAAAUGUAUCAAAUUCCAACGACUCCGUUAUCUGCUAG